AGGAGAUCAAAAUCGGUCAGUUUCCUACGCUCGCACUAUCAAUAUUGAAUAUUGGACAUUGGAAAUAUUGGGCUUUGGACAUCAUAGAUAACUAAACCCGGUAUUUUGUCUUCGGAGACGUGAUGUCGAGAGGAGUAAAGCGUUUUAAGCGAAAAGAACCCGAAUGUGAAAGAGUAUUCAGUCCUGAAACCAAGGAUUAUAAUCCAAAUCCGCAGUAUCAAUUUUUUUGUCAGUUAGCUCAUGGAAGCCCAACAGGAAUAAUUCAUGGAUUUACCACAGUUAAGCAGCUUUAUUCAAAAAUAUCCGAGUGCUUUGACAUAAGUCCAUCUCAGAUUAUGUUCUGUACACGUAAUACACAUAAACCGGAUAUGGAUAAAUUAUUAUGCUAUGAAAUUGGUUUAAAUGAUUUUUUAUUUGCUCAUAUAAAAGGACAACCAAAAGAGAUUAGUAUACGUAAAACUAGUGAAUCAUUUGGUUUGACAUUGACAGAUAAUAAUUGUGGUGUUGUCAUUAUAAAACGUUUACAACCCGAUGGUUUAAUGGAUAAAGUAUCAAAAGCCUGUGAUGGACUUAUACAACCAGGUGAUCAAAUUGAAAAAAUCAAUAAUAUCUCAUUUAUUGGAAGACGUCAUUAUCAUGUAGCAUCAUAUUUACAAAGUAUUCCUAUCGGAGAUGUAUUCAGUCUACGAUUGAUUUCACCGGAACGUUCGCCUAUAUACAUGUUAAAUUCACGUUCAAAAGGAAGAAAUGAACAUCAUGUUGGGUCAGGUAAAAGAACUAUACGUCUAAAACAGAAUGGAGAAUAGAAGAAAGUGAAAUAGUUGAUGUUGAAGUAGAAGGAACUCAGAGAAUUAACAAUAUACUUGGUGAUAGUCUUGGCUUCGAAGACAGUGAACUUGCUUUCUACAUUUAUACACUGGCUAAAUCAUCGAAAUAUCCAAGAGAUUUAGAAUGGCAUAUAAAUAAUAGUAAAUUAUUUGAGUUCAACUUAUCGAAACUUUAAUAAAUUCAUUUUGGAAAGCAGCAAAUUUACAAGAUUAUUCAUUAACUUCAUCACAAUACAAAUAUUAUUAUCCAGUGUUUGAUUUAAAAACGGAUGUAUAAAUUCAAUUGAAUACAUUGAACAUUUAACGUUUUUUGGCGUAUAUUUUAAAUUAUCUAUACAAGCUUAACUAUAUUAUUGUGUAAAUUGAUUAUUGUUUACUGAUGAAGUUUUUCUCCUUUGUAAUAUGAGAAAGAAGGGAGAAAAGAAAAAUACUUUCAUAAUGAACAGAUUGACUAACUAGCUAUCAUUUCGUUAUCAGAUGAUACUGUUUGUCAAGAUUACUGAAUAAUCAAUGAUCAUUAACAGUAACUUUCCUAUUGACUAUCAUCUGUGUUUAUACCACCUUACAAAUUCAAUGUUUGAACUAUCUACUUAUGCUUCAUAAAUAAUAUUUAUGAAUAAAUUUUAUUAUUAUUA
Molecule: messenger RNA, 1462 nt
Organism: Heterobilharzia americana
Lineage: Eukaryota; Metazoa; Platyhelminthes; Trematoda; Strigeidida; Schistosomatidae
Source: the annotation of a GenBank genome assembly